CGAUUAAAACAGCGAAAGUUAUGAAAGAAAAGUCCUACAAAGCUAACGUCAGGACUACCACUGCCAAGAAUCUUCCAACGCUUAUUCCGUCUUUCAUAUUUGCUUUUGUUUCAUGCUCCUCAGAUAUUCCUCAUCACAUUCAUAUUGAAAAUCGAGGUGAAAGUUUGUUUUCCUUUUCUUGCUUCCCAAUUUAGUGCGAGAACUGAGAUUUUGGAAAGAUGGGAGAUAACCUGAUGGAUAAAGUGAGUGCCUUGGGUGAGAAAUUGAAGAUCAGUGGUGCUGAGGUUGGGAGGAAAGUGACGGAAGGAAUGAGCUCCAUGAGCUUCAAGGUGAAGGAGCUCCUACAGGGGCAGAACGAAGUAGAUAAAAUUGUUGAGGAGGCGACAAUGGAGACCAUGGACGGGCCCGAUUGGGCAUCUAAUCUGGAAAUCUGCGAUAUGGUGAACAACGAGAAGAUUAAUAGCCAGGAAGUUAUCCGAGCUAUCAAGAAGAGGAUCAUGUUGAAGAAUCCCAGGGUCCAGUAUUUGGCUCUCGUGUUGCUGGAGACCUGCGUUAAGAACUGCGAGAAGGCAUUCUCUGAGGUGGCAUCUGAGAGAAUUCUUGAUGAGAUGGUUAAGAUGAUUGAUGAUCCCCAGACUAUUGUGAAUAAUCGAAACAAAGCUUUGACUUUGAUCGAACAGUGGGGUGAAUCUACUGAGCAACUGCGUUACUUGCCUGUAUUCGAAGAGACCUACAAGAGUUUAAAAUCCAGGGGCAUUCGUUUCCCAGGACGAGACAAUGAGAGUCUGGCACCAAUCUUUACCCCACCACGUUCAGUUUCUAUUCAAGAUGAAAGUGCAAACCCAAACUAUCCACCACAGCAGUUUUAUGAAGAUCAUCCUAUUCAGAUUUUGUCUCCUGAACAAACAAAGGAAACAUUUGAUAUUGCACGUAACAGCAUUGAGCUUCUUUCUACUGUUUUAUCUUCAUCUCCUCAGCAGGAUGUGCUAAAGGAUGACUUGACAACUACGCUGGUGGAGCAAUGCUGCAGAUCUCAAACCACUGUUCAAAGAAUUGUGGAGACAGCUGGGGACAAUGAGGCCUUGCUCUUUGAGGCCUUGAAUGUGAAUGAUGAAAUCCAAAAGGUCUUAUCCAAGUUUGAAGAGCUGAAGAAGCCCUCUGCUCCUCCAGCCAUCCCAGAGCCUGCCACAAUACCCAUAUCUGUUGAACCUGUAGAUUCUGUUCUAGCUGGAAAGGAGGAAUCCCUGAUCAGGAAACCUGCUGGUUCACAUGAACGCAGGAGUGAAGACAAUGACCUAAUGCACGACCUGGAUGAGAUGAUAUUUGGUAAGGGUGGAACCUCGAGUCAUGGCCAGAAAAAGCAGGAACAGAAAGAUGAUCUUAUUACGUUCUGAUUCAUACUCUCACACGCCUUAGUGAUGUCUGUCUCUCUCUGUUGCCCAGCGCAUAGAUAUUUCAUAAUUCUGAUUGAAGGAGUCCAUGUUGUUGCUUAAAACAACAUUGGCGUGAUUGAUGUGAUGCAUAGGAAAUUCGAACCUCUCUUGUAUUAAAUAGAAACUGAAGAACCUACAUGUUAUAUAAUGAUACUGCUUUAUAUAA
Nymphaea colorata (pocket water lily) is the source of this 1599-nucleotide messenger RNA. Its product is annotated as TOM1-like protein 1. Lineage: Eukaryota; Viridiplantae; Streptophyta; Magnoliopsida; Nymphaeales; Nymphaeaceae. Gene Ontology annotation, biological process: protein transport to vacuole involved in ubiquitin-dependent protein catabolic process via the multivesicular body sorting pathway. The coding region runs from base 219 to 1394 and encodes 391 amino acids. Gene Ontology annotation, molecular function: phosphatidylinositol binding; ubiquitin binding. The transcript is spliced from 4 exons. The record is from RefSeq and is a predicted model, not a curated record.